Molecule: messenger RNA, 1188 nt
Organism: Aspergillus calidoustus
Lineage: Eukaryota; Fungi; Ascomycota; Eurotiomycetes; Eurotiales; Aspergillaceae
Source: the annotation of a GenBank genome assembly
AUGCUCCCGGGGAAAAGCAUCCUUGUACACGGAAUACGUACUGCAGCUCCAUUGACCCGGCGACUGCUGCCCACCGCCUGUCCGAUCAUCGCCCUCACUCGCUGCUCGGCGCCUCGUCGCACAUCAGCAACGCUGGCUCCCCCCACUAAACAAGCCCCUCCCCCCUCCUCCUCUUCUCUCUCUUUUCCUCCCUCCUCUAUCCCCUCCCUCACAUCAUCCCAAUCACCGUCCUCUCGAAUUGAUCGUUCGAUUGUUUCUGUGACAAACCGAGCCGCUCUUGUUUCCAGACAUUUUGCUACUACCGCUACCCCUCCCACAUCCACAAUGUCCUACACCGUUCGCAAGGUCGGCCAGCCCUACACCCUGGAGCACCGGGUGUACAUCGAAAAGGAUGGCGUCCCCGUCUCUCCUUUCCACGACAUUCCCCUCUACGCCAACCCCGAGCAAACAAUUCUGAACAUGGUCGUUGAGAUCCCCCGCUGGACCAACGCCAAGCAGGAGAUCUCCAAGGAGGAGUUCCUCAACCCCAUCAAGCAGGACGUCAAGAAGGGCAAACUCCGUUUCGUCCGCAACUGCUUCCCCCACAAGGGUUACCUCUGGAACUACGGUGCCUUCCCCCAGACCUGGGAGGAUCCCAACACCGUUCACCCCGAGACCAAGGCCAAGGGUGACAAUGACCCGCUUGACGUUUGCGAGAUCGGUGAGCUCGUUGGCUACCCCGGUCAGAUCAAGCAGGUCAAGGUCCUCGGUGUGAUGGCUCUGCUCGAUGAGGAGGAGACCGACUGGAAGGUCAUUGUCAUCGACGUCAACGACCCUCUCGCUGCUAAGCUCCACGACAUUGAGGACGUCGAGCGCCACCUCCCUGGCCUCCUCCGCGCCACCAACGAGUGGUUCCGCAUCUACAAGAUCCCCGACGGAAAGCCCGAGAACCAGUUCGCCUUCUCCGGUGAGGCCAAGAACAAGAAGUACGCCGAGGAGGUCAUCCACGAGUGCGCCGAGGCCUGGCAGAAGCUUAUCAGCGGCAGCGCUCCCCGUGGCGAGAUCAGCCUUGCCAACUCUUCUCUCGACAGCCCUGACCGCGCUGACCCCUCUCAGCUCGGCUCCAUCCCCAGGGGCGAGAACCUUCCUCCUGCUCCUAUUGAUGGCAGCAUUGACAAGUGGUUCUUCAUUUCUGGAGCUGCUGUGUAA